AUGCCAAAAGUUCCCCGGACGCAGCACAACAUACUCUGUUCACUUGAGGAGGCUGAUAGGAUAUCAAUGGAUCCUGUCCUGGAAAGAGACAACCUAAGACUCCAGAAUGCCAAGUCAUGCCAGAGCGGAAUCUGCCCGGUUGCUGACAAGUGUGUGGCUGGUUUCGCCCAAUUGGUUCAAGGCAGCCGGGGUGUGUUACCAGCUAGCACAAUACGAAUACAGAAUGGCUGUCUUCUGCAAAUGGGCCAAGCACGGUACUUUUGCUGUGUUAUGGGCGUGCCGUUCCGUGCCAGCUUCGUGCCAGCCGAACCAAUUUACCCAUGUCGUGAAGUCGGGACGAUCGAUACCGGAAUUACCACGGAAUGGGAGCGAUUGCGUGGAACUUUGGUCCCGUAUGAAUUAUCCUACCCAUGUCGUAAAGCCGCCCUCACAUACCUUACCGAAGGCAUUGGUUUCAUUCUUUUCGAUAACAAGGUACUCAGAUCCGCCUGGCACCUGAUUCUGCGUAGCAGGGUGGUCGACAACUGGGAGGUGCAACACCUGAACGGCCACUAUUGCCAUAGCUGGAUGAUGGCUGGCUUGGUCGUUGUAAUCAGACUAGGAAAAGGGUGGAAACGGGAAGAGUCGAAUUGGCGAACCUUCUCGGGAACCUUGAUUCUAAUUCCACGGCUCGACGAUGAGGUGGUUGGGAGCUUGCCGGCCAACAGCCCCAAGCAUGUCGCGAGUUUGAGUCUCGUGAAAAACCGCUGCAUCGCUACACCUGAGGCUGGUAAGAGAUUCCAGGGAUUUGCGGAGGUCCCCCGUGAGGGGGCUGAGCUUUUUCAUUUUGUUUCGACAUCAUCUGGCCAAUAUCUCACUGCCAACCACGUGGUCUCCAACUUCCUCACACCGAGGCAUACUCCCCUCCAUCGACCGUUAUUUGAGCAUUUGAGUAUAUUCAACGAAGGACAACUACGUACAAACGUAUCGACCAAGAGUCUCACAGGGUCAAUCCUUAAUAGAGACGAAUAUUUUCACCAGGACGAUGAGCGGCGUUCGCACCUAUUGGCGAGCGAUGAAUUCUGCAUUCGUUGUCGGGCUGCUGGAAGGAACCUUCUACUCAGCUCUGACCCGGCUAGUUCCCGCAUCCUAGGAGUCUCUGGUGUAAUUCAUCACUUCGCUGCCACCUGCGGGGGAGGGGGGAACGACUCAGGACUGAUUCCCGAAGAUAUCCUCACUUUCCCAGGUCAAGCGUAA
This is a messenger RNA of Colletotrichum lupini, 1236 nucleotides long. RefSeq lists its product as uncharacterized. The transcript is spliced from 15 exons. The record is from RefSeq and is a predicted model, not a curated record. Lineage: Eukaryota; Fungi; Ascomycota; Sordariomycetes; Glomerellales; Glomerellaceae. Bases 1 to 1236 code for a protein of 411 amino acids.